AUGCAAAUAACAAAGGAGCUCUUCGGAAAAGGGAUUAUUUCAAAUCCCAAGAUGGUGACCCAAUCGCAGUUCAGCCAGAUACAGUUCCAGGCGGUGGUAGAAAACGUUAGCAUGUUCUACAAGGUUUUAAAGGGAAUCAAUUUUGUUGAUAGUGCGAUGGUGCAGCUAAGCAAAGAGGGCAUUAAAUUGACCCUUGAGGAUGCAAAAUGUGUUCAAGUGGUCGCCCUCGUCAAAAGCGCAUGCUUUUCCGAGUACAACCUGUCGGCGUAUCCGUCGGUGGCAGCGGGCGAUGACGGCGCCGAAAGCGAGCCAUUUGCUUCGUUUGGGUUAAAUCUGAAGGUAUUCACCGACUGUUUGAGUAUGUUCGCCAGCAGCGACUUCGAUCCAAGUUUGAAGAUCAUGCGCAAAGGUCCCGGUACACCAUUGGUCGCUAUUCUGGAGGGGCAUCGAGAGGACAACUUGAUUACGGAGUGUGCAGUGCGCACGAUGGAACCGUUCGAUUGUAUGGAUUUGGACUUUGACGAUGAUCACCCAAUCGUUAGCAAGAUCGCCGCAAAAGCCUCAGAGCUUUUCCUCUUGUUCAGUGAACUGGAUGACGAAGACGUAAUUGAGGUUAUCAUUUCGCCUACAGCACCACACUUCAAACUAAAAGCCUUAGGAGAUCCGGAAAUGGAAACCGAGAUAGAAAUUAAAAAGACCAGCGAUAUCUUCAUUAGCUUUUCUUGCUCGGAAGCCAGCAGCAAUCGAUACAAACUAAACCACUUCAAGCAUGUCAUGCGUACAUUAUCGCUCGCGACAAAGGUUGUGCUUAGUACGAAUACCGAGGGUUUGCUUAGCUUCCAGGUAAUUAUAGAAACUCUCGAGGAUUCACUUUAUUACGUUCAGUACUUCAUUCUACCGCUGGUAUUGGACUCCGAUUAAAUGACCAUUUAUUGUGGUUUUCGACUAUUAGAGACAAAUAAAAGGUUGAAUGCCGUUCAAAGAACAGGCAAAAAUGUAGAAAUUCAAAACUUAUCGUUUCGUUAAUUCGCAUUUCGCUUGGUAGGGGGCGCUUUCGUAGAGGCAAUGACAGCUAAGCGCGACGACGAAAACAAAACAUUACCUGAAGAGUCAGAGAUAAU
Molecule: messenger RNA, 1121 nt
Organism: Anopheles bellator
Lineage: Eukaryota; Metazoa; Arthropoda; Insecta; Diptera; Culicidae
Gene: Rad1
Product: cell cycle checkpoint protein RAD1
Exons: 2
Coding region: 1-921 (306 amino acids)
Biological process (GO): DNA repair; DNA damage checkpoint signaling
Cellular component (GO): checkpoint clamp complex
Molecular function (GO): 3'-5' exonuclease activity
Source: RefSeq, a predicted model, not a curated record